Messenger RNA from Closterium sp. NIES-67, 4292 nucleotides. NCBI's taxonomy places the organism in Eukaryota, Viridiplantae, Streptophyta, Zygnematophyceae, Desmidiales, Closteriaceae. The record is from the annotation of a GenBank genome assembly.
UACCAGUUUCACCUGCCUUAUUGCCUGAAACAACACUAGUAGGCACCUGCUUCAUUGUAGGGUUUUCGCAUCGCAUCCCACGCUGAGCCUGAAUCUCGGCAGCCUAUAUGUCACCGGAAGUCGUUAAUCAAGGUCUUAUACAUUACGCGUUGUCAGUUAUUCUAGGGUGAAGGCGCAGAGACGCUGGGCUGCAUUUUUGUGCAGCCUAAUCCCUAGAUGCAGGACGAAACGGACAGCUAAAGUGCACAAGUUGAGAGUUAAGGGAUAAUGCGCUAUUUUAAGCGUUGUUUCCCGCUGAUAGUCGCUUGAUUUAUCUACAGCCUAUCCACGAAUUCAAAAAUCACUCAUCCGUUAAUCACCGCCUUCCGUGGCACCAUCUCGCUAGCUCUCUGCAGCCACAGCCGAUCAUGAAGGCGCUGGCAUGGGAGGAGGCUCCGACCGCCUAGCCGGCAACAAUGUCGGUGGAGUAGGUAAGGUAACGGCCAACGAGACGGCGACGCGUGACAGCGGCGGCAACCUCCUGAGCCCGCGGAAAAAACUCCCCGGCAGCGCGCAAUCCCCCAGAACCAUCCUGAGAGGGGGGGAAGGAAGCGGAGGAGGAGGGGGAUCCUCUAGGAGCCUCACUAGCAACGACUCCAGCAGCCACGCGUCGUCCAGUCAGCAUUCCCGCAUGAUGCGGGACGAGCGGCGGGACGAGCGGCGGGACGAGCGGCGGGACGAGCGGCGGGACGAGCGGCGGGACGAGCGGCGGGACGAGCGGCGGGACGAGCGGCGAGGACGGGGACGCGACGACGGGUGGGAGGAUGACACAGGCGGGGGAGCAGGGGGCGGAAUGGGGGGAGGCAGCGGUAGCAGGGCAGGGAACGGUACUUUAUCCCGAGACCGCUCGCGGGGCAGCAAUGGCAGCAGCGACGAAACGCCGCCGUGCCGGCCGGCGACGUCCGGCGGCCGCCGGCCGAAGCGGCCGGAGGACGGCAGUCUGAUCAGCCCGCGGAGCGGCAGCAGCCGCGUGCCGGAUUGGCUGCCGUCUUCGUUGUCGUCGUCAGGGGCGCCGCCGCAGCGGCCGGCAACUAGCGGCGGCCGGCGGAUGCCGUCCCGUCACGGCCCGUCACCCGACGACGAUGACGGCGUCAGCGGGACGAGCGGGGAGUGGCCGCCGCGGAGAUUAGUCGGCAGCGCGAGUACCAAAGGCGGCGGCGGAGGGGAUAUGGGGAUGAGCCCCCCGGGUUGCCAUCCUCGGGAUCUUAUUCCGCCGGGUAUCGCGGUCAGGGGUCGCCGCCGCGCCGCGCCUUUCACAAGUCGCAAUCGGCGAAGAUUAAUCUCUCCAAUUCCGGAGCGGCUGUCCGCGAAGCAGACCGAGACAGAGACAGGGACAGGGAAAGAGGGGGAUAUAGAGACCGAGAGCGUGAGUUACGAGACCGCGGGAGCAGUUUUAGGGAGCGGGAUAGGGUUAGGUACCUAGCGGAGGGCGACGCGGAAGGGGACCUACCCCUAAUGUCUCCGUCUAAGGAGCGCGCCGUGAGCCGCUGGGUCGAGGACUCAUUGUGCGAGUUAGAAGGCGGAGAGCUAGGCGAUACUAUAGACUCCCCAGGUAAGGACUCGUCUUCGUCCUCCAGUCGCCGCCGGGGGGGCUCUCGUCGCGAUGAGUACGGGGGCGAGGGGGAUUAUGAGGAGAGGUCAGGCGGGGGAAGGCGCGGAAGUGCGCGUGAUCGGGACGGGGGAGGGGGGUAUGAGGCGUCCCCACGUACGCCCCCCCCCCGGUCGGCGUCGCGCAGCGGGGGAAGGCACCCGGACGAGGCGACCACUUCGGGGAGGUCGCACCUGAGGACGGUGGGGGAGGCGCAGGACGGGGGGGGUUAUUCCGCCGGCCGCCCGCCCUCCCGCGGAGGGCCGGGGAGCCUUGACCCGUCGUUGAGCGGGCGCGCGCGGAGCUUCGGGCGGCGCAGCUUGGGAGAGGGCGGAGCGGAGUUGCGCCCGCGCACGCCGUCCGGAGCGGAGCUGCUUGCGCGGCCGGGGACGGCGGAGGGCAUGAGACGCCCGCGGACGGCGGACGUGAACGCCGCGCAUGCGCGGGCGGGCGUCCCGCGGAGCAUGUCGACCGCGGAAGCCGCGCUCGCGGGGCCGGGGGGAUCCUUGAAAGAGCGGGACCGGGGGGAGGGCGGAAGGCGCACAGUCCCCCGCUCCGCGUCAGAAGUGAUGCCUGAGGACUUGGGGGGAGGCGCAGGGGGAGGGGGCGGCGGGCGCAGGGGCCCGCUGCGGUCCCCUAGCGGAAGCCUGCGCUCUAAUUCAGUCUCUAGAGACUACGAGGAUGAUAGGGGCUGGAGCGGUGAUGGCGGGGGGUACGGGAACCAGGACAGGCCCUAUACCUCCCAUGGGUAUGGGCGCAGGAGGGAGGAAUCCGGGGGAGAGGAGAGAGGGGGGGGGAGGUACGACGGGGUGGGGGAAAAUAAUAUGAAGGAGGAGCAUAGGAGGUUGGCUAUGGAGUUAGAGCGAGAGAGGGAGGAGAGGAGGAAGUUACAGGAGGAGCUAAAGAGGAUGGAGAGAGAAGUUAAGGAGAAGGAUGAUAGGAAGAGGACGGAUAAGGAGAGGAGGGCGAUCGAGAAGGAAAGAUUAGUCGCUGACGUGGCGGCUUUAAAGCUGCCCGUGGACAGGGUUGCAGUGGAGGAGAAGAAAUCUGCCCGGAGAGGAAUCUUCUCGGUGUUUUCCAGCCGCCCGAAAACCCCAGAUGUGGACAAAGCGGCGGCAGCAGCGGCAGCGCAGGGGAACACUGUAGCAGUGGUGCCGCAACCCUCCCCAGGGGCUAGGCCAGUAACCCCAGAGGGGCUCCAGGCGAGACUCACCAGAAAGAACCGAGAGGUCAUCAGAGCCGCGAGGAAGGAAGCCGCAGCAGCGGGAGGGGGAGGGGGGGGAGGGGGAGUGGGAGGGGCAGGGGGGGGUGGGGGAGGGAGUGUGGAUAAAGGGGGGAGUGUGAAUAUAUUGAAGCGGCCGUUUGCGGAUGUGAAGGAGGCGUAUAAGCUGGAUAAGAACGAGCUGGGGCGAGGCAGGUUUGGGGUCAUCCGAGGGUGUCUGUGCCGCGUGUCGGGGGACCGAUUCGCGUGCAAGUCGAUAAGCAAGAGCAUGCUGCAGUGCCAGCAGGACAUAGAGGACGUGCGCAGGGAGGUGGCGGUGAUGGAGAUGCUGAGAGGCCAUCCCAGCGUUGUCAACCUCACAGCCGCGUUUGAGGAUGCGCAGGACGUGCAUCUGAUCAUGGAGCUCUGUGAGGGCGGCGAGCUGUUCGACCGCAUCAAGCUGAGGGGAAAGUUCCCAGAAGGCGACGCGGCGCGGGUGGUUCGCACGGUGGUCUCGGUGCUGCGGCACUGCCAUGGGGCGGGCAUCAUGCACCGGGACUUAAAGCCUGAGAACAUCCUUCUGGUGUCGAACCACAGUGACACGGACCUGAAGGUUAUUGACUGGGGCGUUGCAACCUUCUUCCAGAAAGGCAAGCCCUGCACUGACAUGGCAGGGAGCCCCUAUUACUUGGCCCCAGAAGUACUAGCUGAGAAGUAUGGCCCUGAGGCUGACAUCUGGAGCGCCGGGGUGGUGCUCUACAUCCUCCUAUCUGGACUCCCCCCCUUCUGGGGCACCACCAACGACGCCAUCUUUGAGGCGAUCAAGCAGGCCACGCUCAACCUGGUGCGCCAGCCAUGGCCGGUGAUUUCGGACGAGGCGAAGGACCUGGUGGUGCGCAUGCUGACGAGGAACCCCAAGAAGAGGAUUACGGCUGAUGAAAUCCUCGAUCAUCCUUGGAUUCGCGCCAACAACAGCUGAGCUGACCACGCCCACUCGAUGAAGGCACUAGCGAGCCUGUGGUUAUCAGCUGACUACGUUUAUCAGGUGACCAUGGUUAAAAUUGUUAUCGGGCCAGCGUACCAUAACAUGAGUCUGUGACUAUACAUUGGCUGCCGGAUUAUGAGGCCUGGAGAAAAGCGUCCUGGUGAGGGUCAGCAAAGGCUGAUUGCCCGAGCAACAGCCGUACAUGCAACCAGGGUCACAUGAAAGUGAAACCCCAUAUCCUUUCGGCUUGCGAUGCGAAGGGUAGAAGAUGCCAUGAGGAUUCAGAUAGAUAUCGUGAUCUCGUAUGCUUCCUGUUUCAGAAUUGAUGGUGGGUUUGGCAAAAUGAUGGAGACUUAUUGUGUACUGCAGCAUUAUGGGUUGCUGCUAGCUGAUGGCAGGAGGGGAGGUCUAUGUCAAAAAAAUGUUUUAUGAGUUGUGCUGUGCUGGUCAAUUUUAGUCUUGUGUUAUCAGCAUUUCAA